Molecule: messenger RNA, 258 nt
Organism: Dictyostelium purpureum
Lineage: Eukaryota; Evosea; Eumycetozoa; Dictyosteliales; Dictyosteliaceae
Exons: 1
Coding region: 1-258 (85 amino acids)
Source: RefSeq, a predicted model, not a curated record
AUGACAAUUAUUAAAAAUAUCUCAUCAUUAAAUUGCAGCUUAAAAUCAAAUGUUAACGGUAAUAUCAAUAGUGCUAGCGGCUCAAACUCAAUGUCCAAAAAUGCUACUGCUGGUCCAAUCUUUGGUUUACUUGGUUUUCUUCUUGGUACAGUUGGUGGUGUUGUCUACGGUGCUAUCAAUGGCGGUGUAUAUGGAAAUCAGGCAGGUCCAGUAAUUGGUAGAAAUUUAGAUUUCUUGGGAAUGUUUGAUAAAUAUUAA